Molecule: messenger RNA, 6034 nt
Organism: Porites lobata
Lineage: Eukaryota; Metazoa; Cnidaria; Anthozoa; Scleractinia; Poritidae
Source: the annotation of a GenBank genome assembly
GUGACCUGUAUCUUUAACGCCUUUUUGUCUUACACUGCCAUCAUGUUGAACAUUUUAACAAUUCUGGCGCUGAGAAAGACUUUUUCUUUGCCCAAGCCUUUAAAAACACUGCUUUUGAGUUUGGCCGUUUCUGAUCUUGGAAUCGGUUUGGUUGUCCAGCCUUUGCAUAUAUCACGUCUUGCCAUGGAGUUGCAAGCAGACACUGACAGCAACUCGUACCAUAAUAUUUGCAGCGCAAUACACAAAACAGGCGUUGUUUUCUUUUAUGCUUCUUUCCUUGGUGUUUCAGCCCUUACUGUGGACCGAUUCUUGGCGAUUCGUCUUCAUCUCCGAUACAAUGAACUUGUGACCCACAGGCGUGUCGUUGUUCUUGUGAUCCUGAUUUGGCUUUUCAGUGCUUUUACUUCGAUGGCUAGUGUCUGGAUUCCAAAAACUGUAAGAGUCGUCUUUGCUGUAGCUAUUGUUGCUCUUUGCUCCAUAGGUACAGUAUAUUUUUAUUGCAAGAUUUGGUUAGUGGCGCGACGCCACAAAACUCAAAUCCAAACACUUCAAGCCGCACACGGCAUCUCUCAACGUGACAGAACAUCUGAUUCACAUUUCUUGAACUCUUCUUUGAAGGCUGCGCGAGUUUCAUUUUUGGUGAACCUAAUUUUUGUGGCUUGUUAUUUACCAAAUACCCUUGCAAUUGCUACGGCUGCAAAAGGUAGCAAUGAACAAUCCGGGGUGGUAGAACAUUUGUCUCUCUAUACUUUGACAUUGUUGUUUCUUAAUUCUUCCCUCAAUCCUCUGAUUUACUGUUGGAAGAUGAGACAUAUUCGAUACGCCAUCAAAAGUAUUCUUCGGGAAAUUUUGAAAUUAUUUAAUAACAAUAAUUAAUGGAUAAAUAUCAACCAAAAUAAUUAAUAACAAUGUUAAUACCUGUACACACCGGUUCCGUUUUUUUUUUUUGCGAGAAGGCCAAAUAAAAGAUAUAUGGCCCCACGUAAAGUAAUCCAAGACAGUCUGAGACUCUGAAACCUUAAACUCAUUAAUAAUUCGUAAACAAAAUACAAAUGACAUUAAUGUUUAAUGAGUGUUUGGAAAUAAAAUGAAAAACUGCUCAAAAUCCUUUUGUUUGAGAAGUAAUAUCAAGCAUUCGACAGUGUUUCAUCACCAGAUGAAACACCUCGAAGUUCGUCAAAAAUAUUCCGGCGUAGACUUCAAGCAAAACUGAUGGAGAAUACGAAGUUAAACUAAAUAUUUUCGUUUAUUCUUUUUUCUGAGGCUUCUAGGGAGGACUGUAAUUUUUAUUUUGUGCUAACGGACACCAUUUGACCAAACAAAAUGUGAAAAACAUACAAGAUAACGCACACCACCUUUAAACGACGAAUGUUUAUUGGAAAUGGACUUUUAAUAUAAUUGCCUUGACGUUCAGAGGUUUUCAAAUUUUUAAAAGUCCAAAUUUACCCCAGUUUGCAACAUGUUUCAAAACGUCAGCAAUAAGGUUACAUCAUGUGAGUUUUAGGACCUUUGUUCGAUCCUUAUAAUUAAGCAGUUCCUUGUUGCAUCUUUCAAGGCCAUCUGGACUCCGGUUUUGAACACCUCUAAGAAGAGGCGUUCAUGGAGGGAGAGAGUCCUUCAUCCGACGUCUUCCUCAUAAACGUAAACUCAUUUAAGAAAGCAUGCCUUCCUGACUCCCCUUCCUUUCUCUUGGAAAAAAGGAGGUUAUAAUACACAAUGGAAGAGGCAGGAGAUUUCUAUCCCUGCCUCAUCAUAAACGUAGUAGUCAAUUUCUUCUCAUGUUACACAACAAUCAUGUUGAACAUUGCCUUAAUAUUCGCCCUUCGAAGGUCUUCAUCACUGCCAAAGACUCUAAAAGCAUUGAUCCAUAGCUUGACUGUUUCUGAUCUUGGUAUUGGAUUAGUUGCCCAGCCUUUGCACAUCGCUCACAUGCUUAUGCAAAUACCACAAACUGACGACAAGGCAACUUCUAAAGACAUAGAUAGAGCCCUGCGUCUCAUAGGACGCACCCUUGGUUAUGCUUCAUUCUUUGGUGUCACAGCUAUCAGCGUUGACAGAUUCGUGGCUAUCCACCUUCACCUCAAACACCAGGAACUUCUCACCUACCAAGAAAUUGUGACUUACAAGCGUGUUGUAGCUGCAGUAAUCUUAAGCUGGAUUCUCAGUGCUUGCCUAGCCCUAACCGAUGUUUUGAGCAGCAAAAAUGUUAGUGACCUUGUAGGGAUGACUGUGGCCUUUGUUUGUCUCCUUACUAUGGCUCUAAUCUAUUUCAACAUUUCCACAGUUGUACGUCGCCACAACGUUCGAGUUAAUGCACAGCCAGCCCAAGCAGUGGCACAAAACGAAGAAAGUCACUCAAAUUUCGAAAGACUGAGAAAAACAGCAGUUGGUACAUUUUAUGUAUAUCUGUUGAUUUUGGCCUGUUAUUUGCCAAUGACUAUUGUGAUCCUGACCGGACGACAGAAGAAUAAGAUGAAACAUUUGUUGAUUUACGCUCGGACGCUGUUAUAUUUGAGUUCAUCCCUCGUUCCUCUGGUUUACUGCUGGAAGUUUAGACACAUCCGAUGCGCUAUCAAGAAUAUUCUGCGCGACAUAUUCGCAAGUCAGAAUCAGAUUCAGCAAGGCUAAACUGUAUGUCUAUCUGUUGUUUUUGGCCUGCCAUUUGCCAAUCGUUAUUGUGAUCCUGGUCGGACAGAUGAAUAAGAUGAAUUUCAAAGAACAUUUCUUAAUUUACGCUCAGACGCUGUUAUAUUUGAGUUCAUCCCUCAUUCCUCUGGUUUACUGCUGGAAGUUUAGACACAUCCGAUGCGCCAUCAAGAACAUUCUGGGCAACAUAUUCGCAAGUCAGAAUCAGAUUCAAGAAGGUUAAAUUUUGCUAACUUAAUUCAGCCUUUGAAAAAUGACAUGACCUUCCUAGUCUGUAUACGCAUCGUGCAAGAAGUUAUAACGGUUUUCCUGUGUUAUAUUUAAACGAUAGACCUAAACAUUUGUUUGUCUCCCGAUUUAUUCGUUCCUGAUGGCCUUAUUAGUCCUUUAUUACAUAUAAAAACGUCAAACGUACUGUAACUUUUGCUAUUCGAUUUGUAUUAUAAAUUGCACUUUUAUUUGGGUGACAAAAAAAUUGGCAGAAGUUAGAACUUUAAUCUAAAAACAAUAGUAUGCAGAUAGCCUCGUACACCUGUAGCCUAUAAAUUGAAAAUUCUUAGUUUUCUAUAAUUAUCAUUUUUGAAUGACAUACGUGUAUAACAGUCUGACUUAAGGUAGAAUUUUCUGGCAAAUCGAUUACGAAAAUAUUAAUUUUAAAUUAAGAAAGAAUGAUGCACGACUUGUUAUGUAAGUAUUAGUUUUAUCUAAUGCAGGAAAGAUCAUGAAGAGCAAUCAACGUCAUCAUCCUUAACCGUUUAAACCCUAGGAUCAAAAUUAAAAUUCUCCUUAGUCGCCCCUAUUCAUUUACUAUAGAAGUAGUGAGGAGAAGAUGAUAAAAUAUCAAGCAAAUGCAUACUGUGUGAUGAUGUCCUAAAUUCUCAGCUAAAGGCCUCUGGAUAUCAGAUAAAACACUAAAUGUUGUGUUUGAUACAGCUUCUUCUUGAAGAAAUUCAAAGCAAUAAAAGUCCGCAAAAUUUUCUCGUAGUUAAUUUUCUCCAACCUCCGUUAAGGUAAUGAUUUCCUUGUUUUUGUUUUCUUUUCUUGAAUUAUUAAUAAGCUUAGGAAUACUCAAUCAACCUCGUUCUCCUUCGACAGAGGAAGUCGAGUUUAAGGACUCUGGAAACGAGGUCGUUAGCCAGACCACUGCAAUAAUUCACACGUCACCCCAAGGGUUGGGGAAAUGAAACAAUAGGAAUCACCUGGAAGUUCAGUCAUGAAUAAAUAUAUAUCCUUUGUUUUAUUGCCCCAAAACUCUGAGCCUGUAAAGACCACGAACACUUGCAUUUUCAAUGAAACAGUUUGUUUUAUAAUUGACACAAGGAUCAAUUUCUUUUUCUUUUAGGGGUAAAAUACAAAAGAAGUUUAAGUUAUUUUUGCUUUUAUCGAAGAGCAAAAAUUUAUAUUGUCUUGUGUUUGCUGUGAGAUUUCUAACACAUCAGUAGCAGUGCUAUUUCAUAUCAUGAUAUGGCGCUGAAAAGACAAUUAAUUUUUUUUCACAAGGCAGACGAUUACAAAAUCAUUCGGUCAUUGGCUUGAAGGCAGAUAAAACAUUUUAGAAUGGUUAAUGAAGCCACGUAGAUUAACUGCAACUAAAAUCGAAAAUUAAAAUCCAGCUUGAUAUAACCCCGCACCACAAGCAAUUUACGACUAGUUACGCCACAGGUUCCCCAAGCUCCGAAGUGAGAAUCGUCGUUGCGUAACAGAAAUCAGAAAUAUUAUAAGGGUUGGCUAGGGGAUUUUAGCGAUAGUUGGUCAGGGCACUAAAAUAAAAAAUAAAAAUACAUCAAAACUUCUUACCUUGCCUGCUUGUUUUAUUCAUAGUAUGUUCCUAGCAUUUCUGGCCAUUUCAGCGGGAUUCUAGCGAGUUCUACCUCUGCCGUUGUCCACCUGUUCUCUCUAUGCGAUGCUAAGACCAUACCAUGAAUAAAAAAGGGAAGCAAGGUAAGACGUUUUGAUGUAUUUUCAUUUCUAUUUUAGUGGCCUAAAUAACGAUCGCUAAAAUCCCCAUAUAAACUAAUAUAAUAGUAGUUCUGUUACGUACGUAACAACGAUUUUCUUUCGUGAGCUUGGGGUACCUGCGAUUAUUUGCUGCUUCCUCCGUUUCCUAUUAACACUAAAAAAGCCUUUAAUAUUCAAAUUUAAACCCUCAUUUGGUACACCUGUACGUUUUCUCCGGAAGUGGUUGAAAGAAAGUAAUUAUGGUGCCUUACGUGGAGAAACUUGAAAUGCUCAGUCCAUCAUUAUGAUCAGCUCGGCUGGCCAUUAAAAAAAAAAUAAACAGACAUCUCGUUAAUUGCCCAGCUCGGCAAGACGUUGAAUUGAACGCCCCCGCGCGCUGAGGCCCGUGUCCCUAACCAAUGCGUGUGUUGUUGAACACAGCCGGUGAUUAGCCUUAGAACAUUUUUUGGCUAGAAAGAAGAAUAACAAGGCGAAAAUAGUCGACCCCCAUGACUUUUGGAACUAUAAUCAAAGAAUGACGGAAUCUGGAGGUCUCUUUACAUCGCGCGCCGUGACCUGUAUCUUUAACGCCUUUUUGUCUUACACUGCCAUCAUGUUGAACAUUUUAACAUUUCUGGCGCUGAGAAAGACUUUUUCUUUGCCCAAGCCUUUAAAAACACUGCUUUUGAGUUUGGCCGUUUCUGAUCUUGGAAUCGGUUUGGUUGUCCAGCCUUUGCAUAUAUCACGUCUUGCCAUGGAGUUGCAAGCAGACACUGACAGCAACUCGUACCAUAAUAUUUGCAGCGCAAUACACAAAACAGGCGUUGUUUUCUUUUAUGCUUCUUUCCUUGGUGUUUCAGCCCUUACUGUGGACCGAUUCUUGGCGAUUCGUCUUCAUCUCCGAUACAAUGAACUUGUGACCCACAGGCGUGUCGUUGCUCUUGCGAUCCUGAUUUGGCUUUUCAGUGCUUUUACUUCGAUGGCUAGUGUCUGGAUUCCAAAAACUGUAAGAGUCGUCUUUGCUGUAGCUAUUGUUGCUCUUUGCUCCAUAGGUACAGUAUAUUUUUAUUGCAAGAUUUGGUUAGUGGCGCGACGCCACAAAACUCAAAUCCAAACACUUCAAGCCGCACACGGCAUCUCUCAACGUGACAGAACAUCUGAUUCACAUUUCUUGAACUCUUCUUUGAAGGCUGCGCGAGUUUCAUUUUUGGUGAACCUAAUUUUUGUGGCUUGUUAUUUACCAAAUACCCUUGCAAUUGCUACGGCUGCAAAAGGUAGCAAUGAACAAUCCCGCCGGGUGGUAGAACAUUUGUCUCUCUAUACUUUGACAUUGUUGUUUCUUAAUUCUUCCCUCAAUCCUCUGAUUUACUGUUGGAAGAUGAGACAUAUUCGAUACGCCAUCAAAAGUAUUCUUCGGGAAAUUUUGAAAUUAUUUAAUAACAAUAAUUAA